GCAAAGCAGGUUAUUUGUAUAGCUACGGUAGAGUGACUGAGCUCUUUAGGACCGCAGGGAAUCUGUGCCUCUGCCUGUGAUGACGCCUGGGCAGGAUGUGCGUUUCAAUUUGAGCUGAGAAAGAGCGAAAGGGAAGGGGGAGACCCGAGACUGAAAACAGACGCCUGGCAGCUGAUCGGGAGAAAAUAAACAGAAAGACCCAAAACAGACGGUGGAGCGACGCUUUCACUGUUAAAACUAUUACAGUUUAAAUAAAUCUGUAAAUACCUAGUAUCCAAUCGCUGGAUGCAUCUACAAAUGAAAAAGAAAACACCAGUUUGAAUAAAACGACACUGCUCACGUUGCGCGCGCCUGACACAGGGGACAGUCACGUUGACUGCAGACUAGACGGCCGACCCUGCAGCUUGGCCCACGCUCGCCACAAAAGAGAAAAACAGAUCUCAGGUCAGUUUGAAUUUCGGGAUAUUCCUUUGUGAAUAGUGAGAAAAUAUCUUCGGAAAUGUAUUGUGAAUUUGAGGAAAAUUACGUUUGAUUGGAAGGAAUAAUUGGCAUCUGAAAAUAAAAAAGAAGGAACGACAGUUUAAUAACGUAAAAUACCUGCAAGUCAAUGACAUUCACAAACCUCGUGGAAAAUAAGAGUACUCCAACGAAAUAAAACACAGAACUAGUUCUGCACAACAGGAACAUUGACUGUAAAAAAAUACAACAAACAAUACAUGUGCACAGUGGGAGGGAUAUAGAUUGAAUAGCACCCUUUUUCUUUAGUUUAUAAUGUUUGUUGCCCUUUAAGCUGAACUGCAUUUAUUUAGCCAUAUAAUCUAUAUUACUAUAAUAAACCCAAUCAUUGUUGUUAUAGUAUACUAUUGUUGUGUAAUUUGUGUAUGUAUAUAUAUAUGCUAAGCUGUGUAUAAUUGUUAAUACUAUUACUACAGUAAUAUUCCCCUGCGUAGUUAAAUAUAUCCUGAGUUAACUAUAGGGAAAAAAGGUUUGGGGUCAUUAUAAUAUUGAAGUGAAGUAUUGACUGUGUUGCUGCACAAUACCUCUUCAGAAAUACAGCUGGAGAGUUAAGGUGGGGGAACCUAUAUUCCCCUGGAGGCACCACGUGUUCAAGCUGCAUUGUUACACAAAAACCCAGGCCGCCGAGACCUCUACAACACCAGAGAGGACAGCGGUGACAAAGAUCUGGUUGAGGUGGACCUGACCGAGACCAUGGAUACAGAUAGUGAUAGUCCACCUUUGACGUUGCAGCAAGUACUUUUAAUGCCUGACCCCCAAACUCCAACUCCAGAUUUCAAAAAGAAGCUGCAAAUGUUUUUGGAGACUGAAGGAAAGACACUGAACGAUCUGCAAGAAGUAGCUGGAGUUCAAGCAGCCUCCUCAACGAGCGCUACAGAUGACUUACUAUCUACUAUUGGGAAAGCACUUGAAAAAGCUCUGAAGCCAUCUUCAGAAGGCACUUCCUACAAACGGCUUAGAGUGUUCUCUGGCGUCAAGCCCACCCCUAGCCAGGAGGAUGACUAUGACACCUGGAUGGACCAAGCAGCACAUAUGAUCCAAGAAUGGCAGUGUGGAGAAGGAGAAAAGCGGAAAAGGCUAGUGGAAAGUCUGAGAGGCCCUGCUCUUGAUGUUGUCAGACCACUGCGUGUGGCAAACCCGGAUGCGUCGGCUCAAGAAUACCUCAGUACACUUGAGCACAUGUUUGGAAGCACAGAGAGCGGAGAGGACUUAUAUUUACGAUUUCGCACUACCAUGCAGAAGCAGGGAGAAAAGCUGUCUAUAUUCUUGGCCCGGUUGGAGAAGUUGUUACAGAAAGUAUAUGUGAAGGGAGGCAUAGAAGCCAGUGCAUUAGGAAAAGCACGCUUAAAUCAGCUACUUAAAGGAGCCAUAUACUCUGACAUGUGCCUAGUUAAACUCCGGCUUAAAGAACGGCAGAAAAAUCCUCCCACUUUUUCUGUUCUGAUAAAAGAGAUCAGAGAGGAAGAGGAGAGAGAGAGCCUCAAGCAAAACCCCCCCACAGCGCCCAUUAGAGUGCAUCAUGCUAACACACCUGAUGUCACACCAGCCCCUAAUGCGGAAAUGGAUAGCCUAAAAGAGCAGCUACAGGAGAUUAGGAAACAAAUAUCAUCCUUGACUGUGCAGCAGCAGCAUCACUAUCAGGAUGCCCGGCCACGCCAAGAUGUCCGCGCAAGGGGUCAUCAGCCAUUCUACAAGAGGGAGAAUUCAGCUGAAGGAACUGGACAAGAUGGAACAACUCUCCACUCUGCUGGAAGGCAGCCACUUCCAACUACUAUCAGAGCUCCAUUCAGAUCCUUUUGCUACCGUUGUGGAUUGGAUGGUCAUAGGAUAAAAGAGUGUGUCAACACUGGAAAUGCUACUUUGGUUGCUGAACGUCUUGAAGCCAUGUAUGGGAAUCAGUUGGGAAACUACGAUGGGACCCAGUAAAGGAGUGCCCUGGGCCCCUAUCGUCAAAAGCGCACUCCGAUUCACAGGAGCUAUUUAGCCUGGAAAGUAACACUGUGGGAAAUACACCAACAAAUCCAUGGCCUGCUGGUCUGUGUGGCCCUAAGACAGAAGUAACUGUGCGAAUAGAAGGUCGCCCAUGCUGUGCCAUUCUUGACACUGGAUCACAGGUUACGAUAAUCUUUGAGCAUUACUACAGGGAGCAUCUCAGUCACCUACCAUUGCACCCACUUACUGGUCUUGCUAUCUGGGGCCUUGGGGAGGGACAGUAUCCAUAUCUGGGAUAUAUCAAUGUAUUCCUGGAAUUCCCUGCAGAUGUUGUGGGUGUGCAGCAGACAUUAGAAACCUUAGCCCUGGUUUGUCCUUCUACUGGUUCUCCUAACCAUAUCCCUUGCCUAAUAGGGACAAAUGCCGCCAUAUUUGGGAUACUGGCUCGUGUGUGUCGCGACCGAGCAGGAGAUAAUUACGCCAGGAAACUAAAGAUUCAUGCCUUGUGCCUCGAUGCUUACAUCAAGAAAGAGAGAGAACUCUUGCAGACAGCUAGAGGGCCAAUAGGAACCAUUCAGACGCUGGGUUGUUUGCCAGUGACCAUACCCCCUGGUACCGUACAGGUGGUUGAGGGAAAAGCCCAAGUCUCAGAUGAUGGGAAAAAUCAGCUGAUUCUCAUCGAAGCUCCUGAAGAUGACCGACUGCCGAACGGUCUUUUUAUUAGAAGGGGAGUAGCUCAAACGUCACACAAGACGACUGCCACAGUCCAGGUCCCCGUUUGUAAUGCCUCAGCACAUCCUGUCACAAUACCGGUGGGCACACUGAUAGCACAUGUGUACCAGGCCGCCACCGUGGCUCACUCCAUUCCAACUAAGCAGCGAACACCAAGUUUUGAUAUGGCUAAGCUGAAUUUUGGAACUUCCCCUUUGCCUUCCAGUUGGAAAGAACGGCUGCAAACCAAAUUAGCCCAAAGAGCUGAUGUUUUCUCGACUUGUGAUUGGGACGUGGGAUGUGCGCGUGGAGUAGAACAUCAUAUUCGUUUGAGAGAUGACACCCCGUUCAGAGAGCGAUCAAGACGACUUGCACCUGCCGAUGUGGAAGACAUCCGAAAACAUCUUCAGGAUUUGCAAAGGAUUGGCAUCAUUCGAGAGUCUAGAAGCCCUUACGCAUCGCCCAUUGUGGUAGCUCGGAAAAAAAAUGGUGAUGUAAGAAUGUGCAUUGAUUAUCGCACAUUAAAUAAGCGAACCAUACCUGAUCAAUAUACUAUGCCUCGGGUGGAAGAAGCUCUGGACUGUUUGUCAGGAAGCUGCUGGUUUUCUGUUCUUGAUCUACGGAGCGGAUAUUACCAAAUUCCGAUGAGCCCUGAAGACAUGGAGAAAACCGCGUUCAUUUGUCCCCUGGGAUUCUAUGAGUUCCAGCGCAUGCCACAGGGGAUAUCUGGAGCACCGGCAACGUUCCAACGACUAAUGGAGCGGACAGUUGGAGAUAUGAAUCUCCUGGAAGUCUUGGUUUAUUUGGAUGACCUCAUAGUUUUUGGAAGGACACUUGAGGAGCAUGAAGAACGUCUCCUUAAAGUGUUGGAUCGCUUGCAGGAACGAGGCUUAAAGCUAUCAUUGGAUAAAUGCCAAUUCUGCCAAACCAGUGUCAAGUAUGUAGGUCACAUAGUGUCUCAGCAAGGCAUUGCAACUGACCCUGCUAAAAUCGAGGCUCUCACUACGUGGCCGAGGCCGACCAAUUUGAAGGAAUUGCAGAGUUUUUUAGGAUUCUGUGGGUACUACAGGCGUUUUGUACCGGGCUACUCCUCCAUUUGUAGGCCCCUCCAUGAUCUGACCAAAGGCUAUCCACCUACAAGGAAGGAUAAGAAGUCUUCAAACUCCAAGGAGACGUACUACAAAACUAAUGAGCCUUUUGCUGCCAGGUGGACGGAAGGUUGCGAGCAUGCGUUCCGCACACUGAUUGAAAAAUUGACCAAUGCCCCGGUCCUAGCAUUUGCUGAUUCCACAAAGCCAUAUCUCCUGCAUGUAGAUGCCUGUUUGGAGGGACUCGGAGCCGUCCUAUAUCAAAAAUAUCCUGACAGUUUGAGGCCAGUAGCAUACGCUAGCAGAAGCCUAUCUGCAUCAGAAAGAAACUAUCCAGUCCACAAACUGGAAUUUCUGGCACUGCGGUGGGCAGUUGUCGAUAGAUUCCAUGACUACCUGUAUGGAGCCAAGUUCACUGUAAGAACUGACAACAACCCCCUAACCUAUAUCUUGAAGUCGGCGCGAUUGGAUGCAACUGGA
Molecule: messenger RNA, 4727 nt
Organism: Acipenser ruthenus (sterlet)
Lineage: Eukaryota; Metazoa; Chordata; Actinopteri; Acipenseriformes; Acipenseridae
Product: paraneoplastic antigen Ma1 homolog
Exons: 2
Coding region: 1210-2442 (410 amino acids)
Molecular function (GO): nucleic acid binding; zinc ion binding
Source: RefSeq, a predicted model, not a curated record